Messenger RNA from Oncorhynchus tshawytscha (Chinook salmon), 843 nucleotides. RefSeq lists its product as uncharacterized. The record is from RefSeq and is a predicted model, not a curated record. The transcript has 5 exons. NCBI's taxonomy places the organism in Eukaryota, Metazoa, Chordata, Actinopteri, Salmoniformes, Salmonidae. The coding region runs from base 39 to 773 and encodes 244 amino acids.
ACUCUCUGACAGUCACCAUCAGACCAUCAGACCACGAGAUGGACAGGCUGUGUGUCGCUCUCAUCUCUCUCUUGUGUGCUGUUUCCUCCAGUCAGGAUGGGAUCUCUGCAGCAGAGGUGGAGCUGAGAGUCAGACCAGGAGACAAUGUUGUUCUUCAUUGUGACAUCAAAGACAAUCUGGUAACAGAUUGGUACAGAAACAGCUCCGUUGGGAACAGGAGUCAUUUCAGAAUUUCAGACAGAGAGAUGAAGGACAAUCCUUUCCGUCGAUUCUAUUUCCUGUUGCGUUCUCAACAGUUCUAUGAUCUACUGAUAACUAACGUCUCUGAAUCUGACCUGGGACUCUACUACUGUGGGAGCUGGCAGAAACCUGUGGUGAACAAGGAAGGGAUUCUCAGUGACACAGAAGAAGAGGUCUACUACCAUGGAAAUGUCAUCACCAGACUUUCAUUUGAAACCCGUCCAACUGAGCCCUCCUCCCCAGAUGUAGACGGUGGGCUGUGUUGGAUGUUGCUGUUCAGUCUGUGUCCUGUGUCUGCUCUCCUCUCCUCUCUCCUCUCCUCCAGCUGUGUCUACUCCUUCUGCAGAACAACAGCUCCAACUGACUCUCAGAUCAAGACGACCAUCAGGGGAAGUGAGAGCAGAGUACAGGAGGAAGGAGACCUGUUUUACGCCUCGUUGGAUAUCCGUCAGGGACCGAGGACACCAAAGGAGAAGACAGUCCAGAACUCUGACUUCAGUACCUACUCAGCCAUCAAUACCAGUGGAGUGUGAGACCUAUACCAUCCAUCAAUACCAGCAGAGUGAGACCUAUACCAUCCAUCAAUACCAGCAGAGUGAGACC